CUGGGGCUUCGCAGCACCGGCAGCAUCAGCCUGGAUAACGUGCAAAUUAAUUAGUUUUUAGUAAUCAGAGCCGACGCCCCGGGCUAACCGAGGGCAGCCCAGCCCUUCCCUGUGCGAGGCCUCCCCGGGAGGGGCCGGGGCCGGGGCCGGCUCCCCGCCGCCUCCCUCCCCCUUCCGGGCCGGGCCCGGCUCUCGCACAACCGGGGCCGAUCCGAGCCGGGCCGGGCCGGGCCGCAUGGACGAGCGGCUGCUCCGAGCCCUGGGGGGGCUCAGCCUGCAGCCCCCGCCCCGGAGACGUUUCGGCAAGAGCCUGGUGCUGCUGCGGGGCCUGCCGGGCUCCGGGAAGAGCACGCUAGCCAGACAACUGAAAUACGACUAUCCCAGUGCUGUGGUUCUUAGUACUGAUGACUUCUUUACUAGAAAUGGUGUGUAUGUGUUUGAGCCUGACUUCCUAGAGGAUGCACACAAAUGGAACCAGAAGAGAGCACGCAAAGCAAUGAAGAAUGGGAAAAGCCCGGUUAUUAUUGAUAACACCAACAUCCAUGCUUGGGAAAUGAAGCCGUAUGUGAUGAUGGCACGUGAAAAUAGCUACGAAGUUAUAUUCCGAGAACCAGAUACACCCUGGAAGUUCAAUGUUCGCGAACUGACAAGAAGAAAUAUCCACGACGUCCCUCGACAAAAGAUACAGCGGAUGAAAGAAGAAUACGAGCACAACGUUACCUUCCACAGCGUUCUCCAUUCCGAACAGCCCAGCAGAGAUGACAGAAGCGCCACUGGACCAAACACAGCUUAUGGCCUGGGUGCCCACUCCAGCCCCCCGCCGGCCUUCGCACACAGAAGACCUCGCCCGGCACGCACGAACACCGUGCCAUUUCGCUGAGGGGUGCAGGCCUCUGUACGCGUUUUAAUUAUCAGGGUAUCAAAGUCUCCAGUUUUACAUUUUUAAACAAACUAUUUUUAUUCUUGUACUUUUCUAAUGCAUUUCAAAACUAGACUUUUAUGUCUUAGAAUGUCUUAGAACUAGUCUUUUAUGUCUUAUGUCUCACAGCUCUUCCUGGAUGAUUGACCUCUUAUCUCUGGCACAAACUGCAUGCCCUCAUCCCUCUUCCUUCACUAAAAUUCAUCAGGCUUAUGGUGAAAUCUGCUGGCUGGGCCUUUCUUACAGACCGCGUGGCCAACGCCUUCUCCAUGCAGUGGUCAUUUCUUCCUGUUUUGUUACUGCGUAAGCUUUUCUAUCUUCCCGUUCUUGUCUAGCGCAUUUUAACCGCUAACGCUCAGAGAGGCAAAGUCAAUCAGGGAAAAGGUAGCACUGAGAUGGCAUAGCAAGAUUUGAUGCUCUUCUGCAUCUACACAUCUGCUGCCUGCAUUUAUUUUCUCACCUUAGUGCUUACAGAGCGAAACAGCAUCUCCAGCCUAAAGGGGAAAAACUUUAACGCUUUAACUGUGCCCUUUAUCUUGCGGAGACAGCAGAGGCAGAGAUCCGUUUCCGGAAGGAAGAUGGGCACUGGGUGCGUGCUUGUUAACUUUAAGGGGGUACCGGGCUACGGAGGCAGCUGUAAAUAGCCGAAGCAGAAGGCUGCUGACUACCCGAACUCAGGAGGACAAGUUGUGUUGCACAAAACGACAACUUAAGAAAGGAGGGGGGAAAAAAGCAUUGUAAGGGGAGAAAACAACUCCUUCCACCACGCAGUGCAGAGAAGCCACUGACUGACAGGUGCAUGAGGAAAAGAAGCGAUCCUGCAGUAGUUUCAUUAUUUUUUAAAAAAAUUCUGCUAUGUCAACAAGCCUCACAGAACAUCGGAAAACUCGGCACUCGUAAUGGCCAUUUUCUUUAAGUAGGCGCAGAACAUUUGGCAGUGGCUAUAGAAGAGGGCAGUAGCAAGGUAUUUUGCAGUAGGAAAUGAAGACAACUCACCCGGAUCAUGAAGAAACACAGGUGCAGCUGCUGUUCCUCUAGCAGUCUAGUAGACAGAAGCACCAGAAGCAUCAAGGAGUAUGUUAGUCCUCUGCGAAAGCUAAGCUGUCUGCAGGAGCCUGUGUAAAGCAGUAGGUAAAGCACUAGGGGUGGGAUGAAUUCGUUUUUACUUUUGUUUUUUAACUCAGGCUGCAUGGAAAGCAGCACGACCACCAUUGUAAACAAUUGUUCAUUAAGGGGUUUAGGGCACCUGUAGCAUUGCACAAAGCUUUUCAGCAAGUUUUUAAGUGAAGCCACUGCCACCCUGUUACGUUCCCCAGGCCCACUACAGUGCCCAGCUUGGCCAUGGGAGCUGCCCUCAGUCCUGCACUCGAGCCAAGUUAGCAGCACAGGACUGCAGAAAGGUCACCAGGAGGGAGCUGCUGCCAUCCUUCCUCCUUUGACAGCUGAAGGGCGAGGGGGGGCUGGACAAUGGCAUAACUAAACCAUGGAGCCAGAGCCUGCCGAGCAGGACUGCUUCUCUAGUGCAGAAGCUCCAGUUUUGAGAAUCUUCACCUGCAGAAGUUAAUGAGAAUGAAGUAAUGAACAAAAGUACUAAUCUCUCCUGGCAUAAAGAACUUAGGAAGAAAUUAAGGGCCUGGCUUUCUUUCUUAACAUUGUGGCUUAAAGUAGUACCUCUAAGAAUGACCAACGUUUUAAUAUUACUAUUUUUUUUUUAAAUCCUUUUACUAUGAAUCAGCCCUAAUUACAGCUGUUUUCUAAAACUUUUUUUUAGCACUGCAUGGAAAUUUUAAGGACAACACUACAGAACCAUGCCAGAAUUACAAAGGAGUAUUUCAGAAUUAAGCUGUGAUGUUUGGUUCCAAUAAACUUAGACAAUUGUUGAUUUUGCCCUGUGCUACUUCUGACAAACAACUACGCUAAUGCUACAGCUGGUAACAAAAGAGGUUGCUUCAGACUGAAACAAAGACCCUGCCAGAAUUCAACAACACAUCAGAAUCAAAGUGGUGGGUUAUAAAACCUCCAGCCAGAGUGAUGCUGGUGUAUGUGACGUUUGUGUGAGAAAUGUAUGAUUAUUCAACUCCAAAUCAUUUGUUCUGCAGAUGAAAUGCCCUUUUGUGAAUUUUUGUAAUAUAGCUUUAUUAUAUACAAUCAGGAUUUAAUGUACAACAUAAAAAACAUUUAAACUUGAAAUAUA
Molecule: messenger RNA, 3113 nt
Organism: Oxyura jamaicensis (ruddy duck)
Lineage: Eukaryota; Metazoa; Chordata; Aves; Anseriformes; Anatidae
Gene: N4BP2L1
Product: NEDD4 binding protein 2 like 1
Exons: 5
Coding region: 236-880 (214 amino acids)
Source: RefSeq, a predicted model, not a curated record